CUAUAGAAGAGUUUCUCUAUAAUGAGAUGAUGCUAACGGAACUGUACCUUUGUAUUCAAAACGUUUGAAAUUUAUUUGUAAGAUUACAUGUUAGAAUUGGUAGAUAAGAACCACUCGAAGAGUUCAACUUUGAAAGUAGAAACAUGGGAAUAAAUUUUAUAUCUUGGAUCCUCCUUCUUCAUCUACUAGUAAUCCUUCUGUUUUCUCAUGGAGACCAAGCUAGGGAAUUGGUUGAAACAGAAGACAAAUCAUUGAAAAUUCAACACAAACAUCAUCAUAAUCAUAUGAAUCAUAAUAUUGAUCCUUCACUAAUGGUAUUCUUCACUUUAAAAGAUUUGAAAGUAGGAAAAAUAAUGCAAAUUUAUUUUCCUAAGAGAGACCCAUCAACUUCCCCUAAGUUAUGGCCCAAAGAAGAAGCUGAAUCACUUCCUUUCUCAUCAAACCAACUCUCAUAUCUUCUAAAAUUCUUCUCUUUCUCUCGAGGUUCACCUCAAGGCAUAGCAAUGGAAAGCACCUUAAAAGAAUGUGAAAGCAAACCCAUCAAAGGAGAGGUUAAGUUUUGUGCUACCUCUUUAGAAUCUAUGCUUGAAUUUACACAAAACAUUCUUGGUUCAGAAUCCGAUAUCCAAGUUUAUGCAACUUUGCACAAAACCAAAUCAAGUGUUACUUUUCAAAAUUACACAAUAGUAGAAAUUAUGAUGGAAAUUCGAGCUCCAAAGAUGGUGGCUUGUCACACUGUGCCUUAUCCUUAUGCUGUUUUUUAUUGUCAUAGUCAAGAAAGUGAGAAUAGGGUGUAUAAAGUUUUAUUGGGGGGUGAGAAUGGAGAUAAGGUUGAGGCCAUGGUGGUUUGUCACUUAGAUACAUCACAAUGGGCACCUAGUCAUGUUUCAUUUCAAGUUCUUGGUGUUACACCAGGAAGCUCUUCUGUGUGUCAUUUUUUCCCAGCGGACAAUUACAUUUGGGUCCCUAAAGUGAAAUCACAAGGUUCUUCUAGCAUGUGAUUUCUUGUAGUAGUAUAGUACUAGUGUGCUUUGUCAUUUGUGUUCAUGUACUUCAAUGGUGCUAAAAAAUAACUGUGUUAUGUGCUGAGCUUAAUAAAUUGCUCAUCAGUAAACAUAAGAGUGUUUGCUUUUAUAAUCUUGUUGUAAUUUUGAAUCCUGGUGUUUUGGUCUGCUUAUUCAAUAUCUCUAUUAUAGAACUAUCCAUGGCUUUUAA
This is a messenger RNA of Medicago truncatula (barrel medic), 1215 nucleotides long. RefSeq names its product BURP domain-containing protein BNM2A. NCBI's taxonomy places the organism in Eukaryota, Viridiplantae, Streptophyta, Magnoliopsida, Fabales, Fabaceae. The record is from RefSeq and is a predicted model, not a curated record. The coding region runs from base 144 to 1001 and encodes 285 amino acids. The transcript has 2 exons.